UACAAGGUGAAGGCAAGGCACAGAGAUUUAUCUGCACUUUCUGCUGCUUGUAAAACUUGAUUUGAGCCUAAGGGCCUGCACCUUAGCGAAACUGGAUACGUUGCAAGUCUACUUGCCUGGUUAACAAAACAAAGAAACAAGCUGACAUUACUUUUUCUGCAAUGAGAAAAUCAUCAAUGCAUGAACCUAUGUUUUACUUGAAGGACACCUACAAAGAGGGUUACCUCAUAAAGUCACCUCCAAGCAAAAUGUUUACUUCCCAGACUUCAUGGAAAACGAGAUAUUUUGUUUUAUCUAGAACACAUGAAAAUGUCUUCUAUCUUGAUUAUUUUAAAAGCAAAGAACAAAGGAGCCCAGCACGAGGAAAAAUAUCCUUAGAAAAAAUUCAGAAUAUCUCAAUUGAACCGACAGACCACAGCUUUUGGGGAAAUAUACAGAGGAUGUUUAAAGCCAGCCCUCAGAAUGUCAUAAGGAUUGAAACAAAGGAGAGAGAAUACUUCCUUAUUGAUAAUAAUGAACAAAGCACUAAAGAAUGGUUCGAGAAAAUUAAGUUUGCUUACAACAAUAUGGAACGCGAAAGGAACAAUGAAGUGCAGAGAGAUGACCUUGACAGAGAGCCUCAGUUAGAGUCAAAUCCAUCGCCUCGACCUUCUUCUGACCCUAUAACCCAUGAAGAGAAAGACAAAGCCUUUAUAAAAUUAAGUGAAGAAGAAACUGUGGACAACAGUGUUUCAGCACUGAAAUGGAAACCUCAUACCUUACCGUCGGACCUUUUUAACAGGGAAGGAAACAUAAAAGAGAACGAGAGUAUUUCAGUACUGAAAUGGAAACCUCAUACCUUAUCGUCGGAGUUUUCUAACAGCGAUAUAAACAUAAAAGAGGUGGCCUCUACAUAUCAGUGGAACGGUGAAGUGCAGGGCUUUGGGUUAUCGGUGGUUUACUGCACUUUUGGCUUGCUGCUGGCAUUCUCAGCAGAAUCUCAGCGUGCACAAACUGCUUAUGAAUCUUUGAAGAAUGUACGAGGAGACAUUAUGAAACAGAAAAAGAACUAUGAACAUUGUUUACAGAUGUGA
Molecule: messenger RNA, 1073 nt
Organism: Protopterus annectens (West African lungfish)
Lineage: Eukaryota; Metazoa; Chordata; Ceratodontiformes; Protopteridae
Gene: PLEKHS1
Product: pleckstrin homology domain containing S1
Exons: 12
Coding region: 162-1073 (303 amino acids)
Source: RefSeq, a predicted model, not a curated record